GAAGUGCGAGCUGAGCUCGAAAUGGUGCAAAUGAGCUAUGAAGGCGCAGAUUACUAGUGAGCGGGCUAGUGAGGGAGCUGCGGACAAAACAGCAGAACGCUCAUAAGUAAAGCUGCGGAACUGACAGAGUGCAGGCGAGUAAAGAAUAAGAAUGUACUUCACCUGGAGCACACUGGCGGAUGUUGUACACCUUUGAAUUGUCAACAAACAGAUUUAUUUCCUCUAAAUUUCUGUCAAUGUGAAGAUUUUUGCCUAAGAUCUUAAAAAUGGCUGAACGUGGGGCCCACAUCACAUCUGCUUCACCUGCUGAUGACCGUCCAUCCAUUUUUGAGGUAGUAGCCCAGGAGAGUUUGAUGGCUGCUGUGAGACCUGCUUUACAUCACGUUGUUAAGGUCCUCGCUGAAUCUAACCCUGCACGCUAUGGCAUUGUGUUUAGAUGGUUUGAUGAACUUUACACCCUGCUCGAUUUGCUUCUACAGCAGCACUACCUGUCCUGGGCAAGCGCUUCCUUUUCUGAAAAUUUCUAUGGGCUAAAGCGCAUGGCCCUAGGGAGUACUGGCAAACAGAGGCAUUUGCCAAGGAACAAGUAUUGGAGGUCCCUGUUGCUUCUGGUGUUGGUUCCCUACUUGCGGGUGAAAUUAGAAAAGCUAGUGAAAAAGCUGCGAGAGGAGCAAGAUUAUUCAAUUCAAAACCCAACAUCUUUCUGCAAGAAAUGCUACAAGGCUAUUUUGGCUUCCUAUCCCUUUGUGAAAAUGGCAUGGGAAGGUUGUUUCUUGUUUUACCAACUACGUUAUAUUCUUGGAAAUACAAGGCAUCAUUCUCCACUACUUCACUUAGCCGGGGUACAGCUUGCCAGGUUGACUGUAGAAGAUCUACAAGCCAUGGGGAGCAAAUCAGAAAAAUCAUUCUCGGCUCAUUCUGCACUAAGCAUGAGCCAGAGAGUAAGAAAUAUUGUAAAAAAAGCACUCAGCGGCAUGGCAUUUUCCCUCUCAACCAGCUUAUCACUGGGGGUUUUCUUUCUGCAGUUUCUGGAAUGGUGGUACUCAUCAGAAAACCAAGAUACUCUCAAGGCUCUAAGUACCUUUCCCGCCCCUCCCCCACCCAUCCAUUUUGAACUGGAAACCUAUUCUCCACUCCUUCCUAAGUUAAAGACUGUGUGUCCUCUUUGUCGCAAGGUGCGUGUAAAUGAUACAGCCCUGGGCACUUCAGGAUACGUAUACUGCUACCGCUGUGCCUACUACUAUGUGAAAACUCACAAUCGAUGUCCUGUGAGUGGUUACCCAACAGAGCUGCAGCACCUUAUUCGCCUCUAUACUCCUGAUGGUUGAGCAAUGGGAAAGCUUCCGUCUAACGCAACUUUAUUAAUUUACACAUGUCUGGAACUUUACACAACAAGCUCAGUGAAGAUUAUUGUUACAGAAAGUACCCUGGGCUGUACUUUCUUACUAAGCAGCAAUGCACACAGCAAGCUAUUUAACAGUCUAAUUUAUUUUUUAAUCUUUUCUUACAGAAGCCAUAAACAUUAGAUGCAGAUUUCCACUCAGUUUUGUAAGUAAUAUAGGUGGAUAUAAUCUAUUCAAGUCAAACUACUUUAAUUAUGUGUCAAAAUACAGAUUACAUAGAGUACAAAUUGUAUGUAUGACAGCUGUAAUCAGUAGUAUGUUUUUGGAUAUCUGCCGUUUCUGAUAGCUGUGGGCAUUACAAGUAUAUGUCCUGUAUGCAGGUGAAAAUGUAAUGUCCUUAGUAAUGAUUUAAAUGAAGCUAUUUGUAGGAACAUUAAACAGUGAUUGUUGUUUUU
Bombina bombina (fire-bellied toad) is the source of this 1798-nucleotide messenger RNA. It is a transcript of the gene PEX12, whose product is annotated as peroxisomal biogenesis factor 12. The transcript has 5 exons. Gene Ontology annotation, biological process: protein monoubiquitination; protein import into peroxisome matrix. The record is from RefSeq and is a predicted model, not a curated record. Gene Ontology annotation, cellular component: peroxisomal membrane; peroxisomal importomer complex. Gene Ontology annotation, molecular function: protein binding; ubiquitin-protein transferase activity; zinc ion binding. Bases 267 to 1328 code for a protein of 353 amino acids. Lineage: Eukaryota; Metazoa; Chordata; Amphibia; Anura; Bombinatoridae.